Messenger RNA from Arachis stenosperma, 911 nucleotides. Its product is annotated as 50S ribosomal protein L17, chloroplastic. Gene Ontology annotation, cellular component: cytosolic large ribosomal subunit; ribosome. Gene Ontology annotation, biological process: translation. The record is from RefSeq and is a predicted model, not a curated record. Lineage: Eukaryota; Viridiplantae; Streptophyta; Magnoliopsida; Fabales; Fabaceae. The transcript has 2 exons. Bases 96 to 776 code for a protein of 226 amino acids. Gene Ontology annotation, molecular function: structural constituent of ribosome.
CACAAACACCUCUCUCUCUCUAGUUUAUCUUUUUCUUUUCUUUGUGGGACGGAUAACAGAGCUCAAACACUCUUCCUCGUUUCUCAACGUCACAAAUGGCCCUCUCCUCAGCCUUUGCGGUCACUGCAACUACCACCGCCGCCGCUGACACCACCAGCAGGAGCAGCUGGUGCAUGAAUUCCCUCCGUUCCACUCUCCCAUCCCUUCCUCCUCUUCCUACUUCUUCAAUUCGCUUCCCUCACUCUCCUUCUUCUUCUUCCUCGCGAACGCUCCGAAUUUCGCGCUCCAAACCCAAAGCGCUUCUUCCCUCUUUCACUGGCCUUGCCCCUCUCCACCCUCUCUUCCUCUCCGGUUCUUCCUCUUCAGAAUUCACUGGCUUUGAUCACUGUUUCACCAUUAUCGACAAUGGUGGUCGUGUCUCUGCCAUGAGGCAUGGAAGGCGAGUGCCCAAACUCAACAGGCCCCCUGAUCAGCGCCGAGCACUUAUUCGAGGACUUACAACUCAGCUCCUUAAAUACGGUCGCAUCAAGACCACCAGGGCAAGAGCCAGCGCAAUUAGGAAGUAUGUCGAUAAGAUGAUCACUUUGGCCAAGGAUGGUUCUCUUCAUAAAAGGAGGCAAGCCCUCGGCUUCAUCUAUGAGAAGCAGAUUGUUCAUGCUUUAUUUGCAGAGGUUCCAGAGCGAUAUGGUGAAAGAAAUGGGGGUUAUACAAGAAUCAUAAGAACCCUACCGAGGCGGGGCGAUAAUGCACCUAUGGCAUUCAUUGAACUUGUGUAGCCAUGAGGCCUUGAUUUGACUGCAAUUACUGGAAAUGGUAAAUUGAUUUAGGGUUGAUAAUCCAUCCAAUGCUAAGUUGAUUCUACAGAAAAUUUUCAAUGUUUAUUUGUAUUUGUAUUAUGUUUUAUUCUUUUA